This is a messenger RNA of Naegleria gruberi, 966 nucleotides long. RefSeq lists its product as uncharacterized. The record is from RefSeq and is a predicted model, not a curated record. Lineage: Eukaryota; Heterolobosea; Eutetramitea; Acrasida; Naegleriidae. The transcript has a single exon. The coding region runs from base 1 to 966 and encodes 321 amino acids.
AUGUCAAGCGAAAUCACAGCAACCAAUAGUAAGAGCAGUAUUCUUAUUACUGGAGCAACAGGAACUAUUGGAAAGCAUUUAUUGAAAGCCCUUUCAGAACAGAAAUCAUUUGGUCAAUCAGUGAAGGUUUUGGUGAGAAAUGUUGAAAAGGCAAAACAAGAACUUGUAAAUUAUGUAAAUAAUCUUGAUGUAGAAUAUGUUCAAGGUGACUUGAAUCAACUCGAAUUAAUUCCAUCGAGUACAUUUGAAAAGAUUGAAAGGGUUUUCGUUUUAACAUUGAGUGCACCAAAUCAACCAAAAGUGGAAGAGCAAUUAAUUGACAAGAUUCUUCAAUAUUCAAAGUAUGAUUUGAAACAAGUGAUAAGAUUAUCUGGAUUGGGUGCUUCAACAACUAUUGAAUCGAAUAGUUUAUUCAGAUAUCAUGGCGAUUCUGAAGUUGUAAUUGGUAAUUUACUUUCGAAUAAGGCACCAAAUGUUUCCUACGUAAUUUUAAGACCUAAUCUAUUCAUGCAAAACUUCCUUAGAGAUGACAUUCAUUCCAUCAAAAACUCAUCUCAAUUCUUCAAGCCAAGAAAUGACCAUGGAGUUCCAUAUCACAUUAGUCAUGUCGAUGUUAGAGAUAUUGCUGAUAUGGCUGCUCAAAUUCUCACCGAAAAUCCAAAUAUUCACGGAGGACAAGUUUACAAUAUUACAGGACCUCAAUCUUUAAAUUAUGAUCAAGUAGCUGAGAUUAUUUCCAAAGUUAUUGGAAGACAAAUUACUUGGGCAAGAAUUGAUGAAAUUGAGUUGGCUAAUCAAUUAGGUCAAUUACCAAAGUUUUUAGUAUUUGGACUGGUGAGAUUAUUCCAAUUUUACAAAUUGAAUGGAACCUCUGCUAAUGUACAUGCAGAUUUUGAGAUUGUUACUGGAAAGAAACCAAGAUCUUUGGAACAAUUCAUUCAAGAAAAUAAACAUCAUUUUGAAUAA